Molecule: messenger RNA, 375 nt
Organism: Prunus armeniaca (apricot)
Lineage: Eukaryota; Viridiplantae; Streptophyta; Magnoliopsida; Rosales; Rosaceae
Source: the annotation of a GenBank genome assembly
AUGAUCAUUCGAGCAUACAUUGCCGAUUUCGACGUAGGACGUAUCCUCAUCGAUGCCGGAAGUUCAGUCAAUGUUCUCUUCCCCGAUGCUUUUAAUGGUCUCGUAAUCGACCAUCAGAGCCUCAACAAGGAGAUCACUCCUCUUCUAAGCUUCUCGGACGAUGUGGUCGAGCCAAUCGGGAGCAUCCAGCUUCCCCUCGCCAUCGGCUCGGGCCCGAGAAAGGCUUUCAUCUACACUCAUUUCCUAGUAGUCAACUGCCCAACCGCAUACAAUGCCAUCAUCGGCAGACCCGCCCUCACCCGAAUGAAAGCCAUCCUAUCACCACAUAUGCUGCUGCUCAAAUUCCCUAUACACUUGGGAAUCGGCCAGGUUUGA